Sphaeramia orbicularis (orbiculate cardinalfish) is the source of this 3385-nucleotide messenger RNA. It is a transcript of the gene cop1, whose product is annotated as COP1 E3 ubiquitin ligase. Gene Ontology annotation, molecular function: ubiquitin protein ligase activity; protein binding. The record is from RefSeq and is a predicted model, not a curated record. NCBI's taxonomy places the organism in Eukaryota, Metazoa, Chordata, Actinopteri, Kurtiformes, Apogonidae. Gene Ontology annotation, biological process: proteasome-mediated ubiquitin-dependent protein catabolic process.
CUGGCACCUGGGUAAUCGAGGAAACUCAACAGAAAUCGCUCUGUAGCUAAUGGUAACUAGCCGGCUAAUCUCUGGGGCAAUCGUAGUUGUGGUUGUUUUCUCGUCCGUUCCAGUGCUCAUGUCUGGGUCUUUCUGUCUUCUGUAUCGCGGUGGUUUUCCAUUUCUCCGUCGGGGUUAAAGCCGAGGCGGACACCGGUGGGGCAAGUUUGAAGACGCUGGAUGUUUGGGGUGCUGUUGCUUUCUCUCAGUAUGCUAGCACACAAGCAAGCUAGCUAGCCAACCUGCUAAAGUAGCCAAAAAGCAGAAAGUGUCCGGAUGCUUUGAACAGCAACGCGGCGGAUUUCGGGGAGCGUCUAGUCGGCCUUUGCAUGAUGUCAAGUAACCGGUCACAGCAGAGCGCCGGCGGGGCGAGUUCGGUGCCCAGCACAAGUAGCAGCAGCAGCAGCGGCGGCGGCGGUGGGGCAGGAGGCACCGGGAACACAAACCCCGGUGGUGGUGGUGGUGGCAGCAACGCCGUCACCACUAACGGUAGCAAUUCUGGAAAUGUUGUGCCCUCCCGGAUCUUGGCAGCAAGUAGUGACAGCGGCUUGUCGGUGCCAAGUCUGGCCGCUGUACCGUCGUCCCGGGGCGGGUUUCCCUCCCUGAGCAGACCCUCUGCGUCCUCAGGCAGCAGGAAGAGGUCCCUCCACCAGGCUCCUCUGUACAACGGCCUCUUGAACUCAUAUGAAGAUAAAAGCAACGAUUUUGUCUGUCCCAUUUGUUUCGAAAUGAUAGAAGAGGCACACAUGACAAAGUGUGGGCACAGUUUUUGUUUCAAGUGUAUCCGUCAGAGUCUGGAGGACAGCAACAGAUGUCCCAAAUGUAACUAUAUCGUCGAUAAUGUGGAUCAGCUAUACCCAAAUUUUCUUGUAAAUGAACUGAUCCUUAAACAGAAACAAAGGUCAGAGGAAAAGAGACUAAAACUAGAUCACCCUAACGGGUCCAGGUGGCAGGUCUUCCAGGAUGUGCUGAGUCCUGACCAGGAGAACCUGGACCUGGCAAAUGUCAAUCUGAUGCUGGAACUCCUGGUUCAGAAGAAAAAGCAGCUAGAGGCGGAAUCCCAAGCAGCUCAGAGACAGAUCCUCAUGGAGUUCCUUAAAGAAGCGAGGAGAAACAAGAGAGAGCAACUGGAGCAACUGCAGAAAGAGCUCAACUUUCUGGAAGAGGACAUAAAGCGUGUGGAGGAAAUGAGCGGGUUGUACUCUCCGAUGAUGGAGGCGGAGUGUACGGUGCCUAACGUGGAGGCUCCCUCACCAGCGCCCAGCUGUAGUAGUAUUAUCGAGCCUCCAGACUACAGCCAGCCCCCAGGGUUUGGUGGGACGUCCCAGGGAAAAAGGCAAACCUGGUACAACAGCACGUUGGCAUCGAGGAGGAAGAGGCUGACGGCACAUUUCGAAGAUCUGGAGCAGUGCUACUUCUCAAAUAAAAUGUCACGCAUCACAGACGAAGGCAGGAACCUGAACCAGCUGGACGACUUCAUGGAAUGUCUGUCCAAGUUCACCCGCUACAACUCUGUGCGACCCCUGGCCACCCUGUCCUACGCCAGCGACCUCUAUAACGGCUCCAGCAUCGUCUCCAGUAUCGAGUUUGACCGUGACUGUGACUACUUCGCCAUCGCCGGUGUGACCAAGAAGAUAAAGGUGUUUGAGUACGGCACUGUGAUCCAGGAUGCAGUGGACAUCCACUAUCCCGUCAACGAAAUGACCUGCAAUUCUAAAAUCAGCUGUAUCAGCUGGAGCAGUUAUCACAAGAACCUUCUGGCCAGCAGUGACUACGAAGGUACCGUCAUCCUGUGGGAUGGAUUCACCGGCCAGAGGUCCAAAGUCUACCAGGAACAUGAAAAAAGGUGUUGGAGUGUUGACUUCAAUCUGAUGGACCCCAAGCUGUUAGCCUCUGGUUCAGACGAUGCUAAAGUCAAGUUAUGGUCAACUAAUCUGGACAACUCUGUGGCCAGUAUCGAGGCCAAGGCCAACGUCUGCUGUGUGAAGUUCAGUCCAACCUCCAGGUAUCAUCUGGCCUUUGGCUGUGCAGACCACUGUGUUCACUACUACGACCUACGCAACACUAAGCAGCCCAUCAUGGUGUUCAAAGGCCACAGGAAGGCUGUGUCCUACGCCAAGUUUGUCAAUGGAGAGGAAAUCGUGUCAGCAUCGACAGACAGUCAGCUGAAACUGUGGAACGUCAACAAAACCCACUGCCUUCGCUCCUUUAAGGGUCACAUCAAUGAGAAGAACUUUGUAGGUCUGGCUUCCAACGGAGACUAUGUUGCUUGUGGCAGUGAGAACAACUCCCUCUACUUAUACUACAAAGGACUUUCAAAGACACUGUUAACGUUCAAGUUUGACACAGUGAAGAGCGUUCUGGACAAGGACAAAAAGGAAGACGACACCAACGUUGUCAGCGCUGUCUGCUGGAGGGCGCUGCCAGAUGGAUGUGAGUUCAUUUUGCAUUUUAAUGAGUCCAACGUACUGAUUGCUGCAAACAGUCAAGGAACAAUCAAGGUUCUCGAGCUCGUCUGAAGGCCCGUCGUAUCCUGGGUGUGUUCUGAACGACCUGCAGCCUCUGGUCGUUUUUGGUAGAGGACGGUUCUGACGCAGGGAGAACCCAGGAACCUGCUGAGCUUCGAUGCAAAAGGAAAACUGGCAGAGCUGAAAAGGAUUUAUAUUUAACAGGCUCCGAAAUCCAGACCGCAAAGACUUUCGGACAGCGGAUUAGAAGAGGAUGUGCCGUCAUCCGACGGCAAAACAGAAUAAAAAAUGAAAAAUCCAGGACCUAGCUCGGGCACAAAAUGGAACAAGAGACUUUUGAAAGCAUUUUUGUUUCUUAGAAGUAAAGGUUAUAUCAGCUACAGUAGAACACCUCUGUAUGGUUUUAGGUCAAAUCAAAAUGUGUACCUUUUUUAAUUCAGCCGUUGAUCUUAAGGGUACAUCAGCCAAACGCUACCAGUGUGAUGCAUUUGUCCCUUUUAACGGCCAAAGCACAAGACAAAAUGACAAAUGCAAAAAUUUAUGUCUUCACGUGAAGCUUUUAAACCCCAUCUUUGUCUGUCCACUCUAUCCCCCCUCCCCUUUUAUGUGUAACUUUUGUGUGUGUUCCUUUUUCAGACUGGGAGAAACAGUUUUAAUAAUAUGACUUGAAUUCAUUCUGUCGGGUAUGUAUUUUCAGUUCACUGUCUGGAGUAAGUGUUGUAGAAAAUGAAUUUGUGUGAAACCAACGAAACUAUGGAGAUCUGAUAAAGUCCCGGUUUUCAGCUGAUAUUGUUACUGUGGGGAAAAAAACAGAGAGACACGUUUGGCUGUGAUCACACAGCAUUGACUUGGAUCUUUCAUAACUUUUCUGUCGCUUG